ACAACACAGCCCCCCUUCCCCUCCUAGUCAUCGACCUAAACAUGAGACGGAAUGACCACCUCUGUGGCGUAUGGAGAAGGAGCCUGACGGCUUCGCGCAAGAGCGACGGUGCUUGGCUACCCUCAGGUCCUUUCAUGUUAUACAAAUGCCCUGCAAUGUGAUGACCACAUCUCUGGUCCCUCUCUUCCCCCUCCUCUUCGCCUUGACGCAUCUCAGCCCCGGGGUCGCCUUUGUUCCUGCCACGCCCUCCCCUUUCCCCUGCAUCCUUUCCUCCACACCCCACCCUCUCACCAUCCCGACCCCCCGCCCCGCAACCUCCACGGCCGUGUCCGCCUUCCUGAAUGACGACAGUCGCUUUGGCCCUUCCUCCCUCACACCUUCCCCCGGUCCCUCCCCUCCCCAAGGCCGUAUCACCCUUGUGGGCGCCGGUCCUGGGGACCCGGAUUUGCUCACCCUAGCCGCCAUCCGGGCGAUGGCCACAGCGGAUUUGGUGGUCGCGGACCGACUCAUUCCCCCCGAGAUGUUGAAGUUGGUAACGGGCAAUUUGAAAAUUGCGGGGAAAAGGCCGGGCUGUGCGGAUGCGGCCCAGAAGGAGAUUUACCAGUGGGUGCGGGACGGGAUGGCGGCGAGGCAACACGUGGUUCGGUUGAAAAUAGGAGACCCCUUUCUCUUCGGCCGGGGCGGGGAGGAAGUCUUGGAGUUUCGAGAAAAAUUGGGCGUGGACCCGGAAAUCAUACCCGGAGUUUCCUCGGCGUUUGCGGCGCCGUUACUGGCGGCCAUCCCAGUCACCCACCGGGGAGUAUCGAACCAAGUGUACGUGUGUACGGGCUUCGGAAAAGGAGGCGACCGGCCCUACCUCGCCCCUUUCUACGUGAACCAGACCGCGGUCUUUUUGAUGGCGGUGGGGAGGUUGCGGGAGCUGACGCGUCAACUGACCAGCGUGGCAGGGUACCCGGAGGAGACGCCUGUGGCGAUCGUCGAACAGGCCUCGACCCCACGGCAGCGGACCGUGGUCGCCACUCUCGACAAGAUCGCGGCGGUGGCGGAGAGGGUAAGGGUGACGGCACCCGCCGUGGUGGUGGUGGGGGAGGUGGUGCGUGUGUUGUUGGAGGAGGGGGAGGACGGGGAGGAGGGAGGGCGGGUAAUCGAGGGGAAGGCGGGCGGCAAGGGGUGUGGAGACGCGAUGCUGGCCUACAUCGGGGGCGCAAUGACGGACCAGGAGGCGGCCCUGUUCGGGGCGGAUGGACGAGGAGGAGGGAAGGAGGAGGGAGGGAUUCCCUCUUUCUUCAAGAGGCUCCGUCGGGCUAGGGACGAGACGGCCGGGCGGUCAGAAGAGGUCGAGGAGGGCGCCAAGGAAGCGAUCAUGGCGCGAAGGGGCGGAGGGAGGAGAAGGACGUCCAGGUUGCGGAAGUGGAAGUUUUGGUACGGUAGAACCAACGUGACGGAUUCCAUGCUUUCGCGGAAUAGGCCUGGUCCUGCGCCUCCCCCAUCUCCUCCCGUCAGGGCAAGUUCAUCACCGCUCGCAUCAGAGCCCCACCCUGCUCCAAACCGCUUGCGUAUCCCUUUCCACUCUUCCAACGACGGGCAGUCGUUCAUCCGCUUAGAUGAUGCAGCUUCCGUGGCGGAGGCGGGAGGCGAGGAAGAAUCAUGGUCCAUCUUUGACCAUCCCGUUUCGAGCAUCUCCUCGGUCUCAGCCACGGGGACACCGCCGGCUAUCCAUGAAAUCCUGGGCAGACGCGUGAAUUUCGAUGCACUGUCUGCAGAUGCAUCACUCUACUCCAUGCUUAGGGCAUGGGUGCAAGACGACCCGACGCGGCAAGUACCUUGGGUCGCCAUGUCACUCGACCGCCCAGGGAAUUGA
Molecule: messenger RNA, 1861 nt
Organism: Nannochloropsis gaditana CCMP526
Gene: UMT
Product: uroporphyrinogen 3 C-methyltransferase
Exons: 5
Coding region: 71-1861 (596 amino acids)
Biological process (GO): siroheme biosynthetic process
Molecular function (GO): uroporphyrin-III C-methyltransferase activity
Source: RefSeq, a predicted model, not a curated record